AUGGGAAGGGGCUCCUUCAAGUAUGCAUGGGUGCUGGACAAGCUGAAGCCAGAGAGGGAGCGGGGCAUCACCAUAGACACCCCAACGCUGUGCCCUUCAAUCUCCGGUUGGCAUGGGGACAACAUGCUGGAGCCCCGCAUUCAAAAUAUAUGUAAUCUUGAACUCCAGGUCUUUUCUCAACUCUUUAGCGCCACUAUGCCCCUGGACACUGUGUAGUUCCUCAACUCUCCACCAGAUGUCGUCAUGUCCAUAUAAAAAUGCAUUUACCUGUUGCUCAAUCACCUCAUACCCCAACUUCCAAACAAAUUCAACACACAGAUGUCCAUGUUUUUCCUCUGUGUUGUCACUCUGUCCAGGUGCCCUUGUUCAAAGGCUGGAAGCUGGACAGACAGGAGCACCAUGCCAACGGGGUGAGUCUGCUAAAGGCUCUGGACAGCGUCAUGCCUCCGACACAGCCCACAGACAAACCCCUCACCUGCCCCGGCAUAACGUCUAUACAGGAUAGAAAGUAGGGCUGUUACACUAAACACAAGUAAUAUUCUCACAGCAACAUAAACAGCACAGAGAACUAAAACCGGAUGUGACAGAUUGCCUUGUUACUUCAGAAGAGGGAUGACUGCAAGUCUCUCUUUUGUUUUCCAGGUAUUGGAAGGGCACCAGUGGGACGAGUGGAGAGUGGUGUCCUCAGGCCCCAAGAGGCCGCUGGGUUCACAGAUCAGGUCAGGGUCAAAGGUCAUCCCUCUGGACAUCUCAGACAUAUACAGUAUUAAAGACUGGUAGAGGUUCUCCAUUUACAUAAUUUUUUAAAAUUCUCUCUCUCCCUCUCUCUCUCUCUUUCUCAUGAUUAUCCUGAACCACCCUGGUAAGGUCAGUGCAGGCUACUCCCCGGUCAUUGACUCCCACAUGGCCCACAUUGCCUGUAGGUUUACUAAGCUCAAAGUGAAGAUAGAUCGCUGCUCGAGGAAGAAGCUGGAAGCCAACCCCAGUGCCCUGAAGUCUGGGGACGCUGCCAUCGUAGAGAUGGUUCCUGGGAAGCCCAUGUGUGUGGAGAGCUUCUCCAAAUACCCUCCACUUGGGGAGUAUACACCCGGUAACCCUAACUAACAUCCAUGUCCUCAGGCAUCUACACUACAGCAGACAUAUAGUGGUCCUCUGUAGCUCAGUUGGUAGAGCAUGGUGCUUGCAACACCAGGAUAGUGGGUUUGAUUCCUGGGACCACUUGUAUAUCACAUAUGUGCACGCAUGACUGACUGUAAGUCGCGUUUGGAUAAAAGAGUCUGCUAAAUGGCAAUGAUUAUGAAAUAGUUAUUAUGAAAUAGUUAUCAUAUUUACCUCACUCUUCCAGACUUGCCUGGCUAG
Messenger RNA from Coregonus sp. 'balchen', 1359 nucleotides. The record is from the annotation of a GenBank genome assembly. Lineage: Eukaryota; Metazoa; Chordata; Actinopteri; Salmoniformes; Salmonidae.